Messenger RNA from Annulohypoxylon truncatum, 477 nucleotides. RefSeq lists its product as uncharacterized. The coding region runs from base 1 to 477 and encodes 158 amino acids. The transcript has a single exon. Gene Ontology annotation, molecular function: protein binding. The record is from RefSeq and is a predicted model, not a curated record. Lineage: Eukaryota; Fungi; Ascomycota; Sordariomycetes; Xylariales; Hypoxylaceae.
AUGGCUCAGUAUUUGCCAGCAGAAUUACUCCGCAUCAUAUUCACUGAUAUCAACAUCACCCAUGACGAUCUCAAGUCAUUGAGGUUAGUUUCUAAAUCCUGGACAGACCACGCUACCGAUUUGCUAUUCCAUCGGAUUUGUCUUUCUCGGCUCAAGAAGGAUCGCGAUGCAUUUUUCAACAUUGCAGCACGCCCUCACUUGGCGAAGUGCGCUCGAGUGCUUGUAUGGUACGAACUUGGCAACGAUUAUCCCAAUUGGUACCUUCCUGAUCAACCUCCUGACGACGACGACCAUCCGGACUCACUUCAGUCGCUCGACGAAGAUCCUGAUACGCAGCUCUUCUACAUCGAACUUGCCUCACAAAUAACAGAUCUCUUCUGGUUCUCUCUGCAGAUUGCCAUGCAUAAAAGUAAAAGCGGCAGUGAUGCGGUCAACAAGGAAAUGUAUAAGCUCGAGGACUUCAUGGCCCAAUUCUAG